AUAAAAAAAUGGCGAAAUGAAAUUCACGGUACCAGGGUCAACCGAGCACGGACGCGUAAAGCCAACAAGGGGGGACCGGGGGAGCACGAGGAAACCGAGGAGACUGACCCAACCCGUGCUUGCGGCGGCGCUGCGCUGGUGCCGGCCACGGCCAUGAUCGGCGGCGGGCGGGCAGCGGAUAGCCACCCGGCGUCCUGCUCGUCCUCGUCCUCGUCUUCCUCCUCGCCGUCAGGCCCGUCGACGGGGGGCUCCCGCCUUCACCGCAGCAAGAGGCGUCCCGACAUCCUCAACAUGCUCAUGAGUGCAGCAUGUCUCAGUUCAUCAUCUUCUGAUACUGGAAAAGGACAAAGCAAGUUUUCAAGCAACAAAGUAACACACGGAUUUCACUUAGUGGAAGGAAGAUCUGGCCAUGAUAUGGAAGACUACCAUGUAGCAGAGUAUAGAUAUGAAAAUGAUCACGAACUUGGUCUUUUUGCUAUUUAUGAUGGACAUCUGGGAGAUAGUGUGGCCAGUUAUUUGAAAGCUAAUCUUUUUGACAACAUACUGAAAGAGCCUCUCUUUUGGUCAGACCCUCAAGAAGCAAUUAAAAACGCAUACAGCUCUACAAACAAAUAUAUUCUGGAAAACACUAGGCAACUAGGACCAGGGGGGUCAACAGCAGUCACUGCUAUUGUAGUUGAUGGUACAGAUAUGUGGAUUGCAAAUAUAGGUGAUUCAAGAGCUGUUUUGUCUGAAACUGGUACUGCCAGCCAGGUUACUGUUGAUCACGAACCUCAUACCACUAAUGAACGAAAGAGGAUAGAAGAAAAAGGUGGUUUUGUCUCUACGUUCCCCGGUGACGUUCCUCGUGUAAACGGCCAACUUGCGGUUGCAAGAGCAUUUGGUGAUCAGAGCCUCAAGGCACACUUGAGCUCAGAGCCUGAUGUUAAGCAUAUAAAGAUAAAUUCAAGCACAGAGUUUGUCAUACUUGCCAGUGACGGGUUAUGGAAGGUAAUGAAGAACCAGGAAGCCGUUGAUCUGGUGAAGUCAACCAAGGACCCGCAAACAGCGGCGAAGCGACUGACGUCCGAGGCCCUGGGAAGGAUGAGCAAGGACGAUAUCUCAUGCAUUGUCAUCCGUUUUCGAUGCUGACUCUUGGGUAAUCCAGCUCAUCCAUUGCCCUAAGCUGCCUGUGUGCAUCAGCAGAACUGUUUCCUCCGUAUCGUAGCUGGUAGCGUCUGGAUCUGUUUGCAGCUCAGGAUCAGAUUGGUGAUUGGACUGGACAGGUUAUUGACCAAAGAAUAGAAGAAUGCUGGGUUUGGGUGUUUUCAGCGUCUGCAGGCUGUUCUUUUUUUCUUCUUCUGUGCAUAUAUACACGUUGGAAUCAAAUAUAUACCGUCGGACUGGAGCCAAGAAAAACCAUAUAUAUACCGCCCCAAGAUGCAAAGAUGAUACAGAUUAUGUAAGCUUGUAGACAUGUAGUAGUUGGAUUAUGGCUUUUAGUGACUCGUGUGUGUGGUGUGAAUUCCUGUGUGUAUUGAAGAUAAAGUUCCGUUGCCAUUCACGUACGGAACCAGCGAUAUGCUAUGAACGGGAUCAACUUCAAAUAACAUUCGUCUCUCCUUUAUAAAACAAGAACUCUAUCAGAAAUUGCAUACUGCCGUCGCGUAUCCAGUGGCAACAGAAAGCUGGAUAGCAGGGUUGAAGGUUGAAAGUUUUCUUUUUUUGUUUGAUAAGUGCUAGCACGAGACUGAUUCUUACAAACAAAGUGACAUGUUUGAGGAACAGCAGACUGGCGAGCCUGUUUGGCUAGUCUAUCUGCUAUCUUGUUGCGUUGCACUGGAAUCUUGUAAAAAGCAACAUUCUGAUUUGAUGUAUCUGAGCAACAUUAUGGU
This is a messenger RNA of Zea mays, 1874 nucleotides long. Its product is annotated as probable protein phosphatase 2C 44. The record is from RefSeq and is marked validated. Gene Ontology annotation, biological process: protein dephosphorylation. Bases 154 to 1131 code for a protein of 325 amino acids. The transcript is spliced from 5 exons. Gene Ontology annotation, molecular function: protein serine/threonine phosphatase activity. Lineage: Eukaryota; Viridiplantae; Streptophyta; Magnoliopsida; Poales; Poaceae.